Molecule: messenger RNA, 2661 nt
Organism: Sphaeramia orbicularis (orbiculate cardinalfish)
Lineage: Eukaryota; Metazoa; Chordata; Actinopteri; Kurtiformes; Apogonidae
Product: synaptotagmin-4-like
Exons: 5
Coding region: 297-1715 (472 amino acids)
Biological process (GO): vesicle fusion; calcium ion-regulated exocytosis of neurotransmitter
Cellular component (GO): synapse; axon; plasma membrane
Molecular function (GO): calcium-dependent phospholipid binding; calcium ion binding; SNARE binding
Source: RefSeq, a predicted model, not a curated record
AGAUAGAGGGAGUAAGGAAGAGAGAGAGAAUCGGGGUGUUGCCGCCUCUGAGACACGCUCACGCAUCACAGAGUAACAGCGUCAGGGCGAGUACACAGCAUCCUAUCCUUUUUCUCCGGGAAAACGAGGCUGCUUUGUGAAUUAUUGAACACAUACAAAACCUCGUACAUUAUCCAGGGUAAUCACAGCUGAGAUAUAGCGGGGAUAUAGCGAUAAGAGGAGCGCGAGUUUGUGGUGGAAAAGAGAAAUCGGGGAAAAAAAGCUAGAGGACCGUUUCAGCACCUUGGACAGCGACCAUGGCUCCAGUGGUGGAGGAAGGGGCUCAGAUCGUGGCAGUACCAGUGGGUGUUGCUGUGGUGAGUGUGUUCGGCCUUGUCUUCACUGUGUCAGCCUUUGCGUGGAUUUGUUGCCAGCGCAAAAACACCAAAUCCCAGAAGACGCCUCCCUACAAGUUUGUGCACAUGCUCAAAGGGGUCGACAUCUACCCAGAGAGUCUCAGUGGCAAGAAGAAAUUUGCUGCUCCUGCUGCCACGACAACUAAUGACAGCAGUAAAACUGAUGUUAAUGGAAACUGCCACAUUGCGUCACCACUGACUCCAAAUGGCACCGGCAAACUGGCAUCCAGUCCAAAUGGUUCCAGACCAGCUCUGCAUCUGGACCUGGAGAAACGGGAUCUCAAUGGCAACAUCACCACCAAACCCUUUCAUCACCACCACCAGAAAGUGCGCAGCUCCCCAGAGCUGGAGCUGCCCUCACCCCAUGCAGGGUUUACCCAACCGGGUGUGAUGGACCGUCGUGACCUCCCCUCACCUUCCAGCACCCUUUCCAGCCAGGCCCCCACCCCUGCUGUGGACAAGCCUCAAGGAGAGGAGAGGGAUGGCGGUCUCGGGACCCUGCACUUCUCCCUGGAGUACCAGCCGGAGAGGAAGGCUUUCAUUGUCCAUAUUAAGGAAGCCCAUGGCCUGAGUCCCACUGAUGAGCAGUCACUGACCUCUGACCCCUACAUUAAGCUGACCUUGUUGCCAGAGAAAAAGCAUCGGGUGAAGACUAGAGUCCUGAGGAAGACCCUGGACCCUGCCUUUGAUGAAACCUUCAGCUUCUAUGGGAUUCCACUGGCCAGAGUGUCAGAGCUGGCCCUUCACUUCAUGGUGCUGAGCUUUGAUAGAUUCUCCCGGGAUGAGGUCAUCGGAGAGACCCUUGUUCCCUUGUCCGGGAUCGAUUUGACAGAGGGGCGUGUCCUGAUGAGCCGAGAGAUCAUCAAGAGGAAUGUCAAGAAGUCCUCAGGCCGAGGCGAGUUACUGCUGUCCCUGUGUUACCAGUCCACCACCAAUACUCUGACUGUGGUUGUCCUCAAAGCUCGCCACCUGCCUAAGACUGACAACAACGGACCUACAGAUCCUUACGUUAAGGUCAACUUGUACCAUGGAAAGAAGCGUGUAUGUAAGAAGAAGACCCAUGUGAAGAAGUGCUCCCCCAACCCAGUCUUCAACGAGCUCUUUGUCUUUGACCUGCCCUCCGACGAGGGCCUGAGGGACACCAGCGUGGAGCUGCUGCUGAUGGACUCAGACACAGGCAACUCACGCAGCUCCAACACUGUCCUCGGACGCCUGGUGCUGGGCACAUCAUCGGCAGGCACCCCAGGAGAACACUGGAGGGAGAUCUGCGACCACCCACGUCGGCAGAUCGCCAAGUGGCACGCCAUGUCGGAGGAUUAGAAGGUGGAAUCUGUCCAUCUCUAGUCCGAUCCAAUCACAAAAGAAAUAGAACGAGUGGGAUUUAACAUCCUAUCUGGGAACCGUUGGACUUUGAGUGAGGGUGGGGAAAGGUGGGGAGGGGGCUGGGACUUAAAUGUUUUGGGAGAGUCAUUUGAAGUGAUGCCAUCAUUCAGUCAAUCAUUCAAUCACUUAUAUUUGAAGUUAUUGGGGUUCAGUGGAGAGGGUGGGGCAUGACACAUGGAACCCCGUAGCUUUAAAUGAUUCCAAAGACUGCCACUUAAAAUCACCUGGAAACAUGCAACAUCAUCUCCAUGGCAACAACUAAUUGUCACGGUAACCGUGUGCAGUGCAGAAUGUCUUAAAUGUUGCUAUUACUCUUCUUUUCCUCCUCCUUCUUUUCUUCUCCUCUUUCCUUGGCUCUUCCUCCUAUAAAUAGUAACUUAGUCCAUUGUAUGAAAAACAGAAUGAACCACAUCUGACAAUGCUGAAAAAAAUGUGGAUUAUUAAAACUUAUUUUAUAAUAACAGUUUUAUUCAUAAAAAAAAAAAAUGUAGAUUGUUUUUUAUUUGAGUUUUCGUUUUGUACUAUUUUAUUUGUUGAACAUGUUUUGUAAGUAUAAGUGGUAUUUCAUAUAUCAUUACUUAAGUAUGAGAAAGCCUAAAUUAGGUGGUUUGACAAAAGACUGGAACAGACUGAGUGCAUUGGGGACAGUUAUGUGGAUGGAUUUGUGUGUGUGUGUGUGUGUGUGUGUGUGUGUGUGUGUGUGUGCGCGUGUGCGACUGAGGUGUGUGCUUGCCUGAAGUGUGUAUGGAUGGAUGGAUGUUAACUCUGAAGAGACGUGAGCCACAUAAUGUUUACUGUAGACGUAUUGUCCCCCUUACUGUGAGCACAAAGAUGGCUGAAAUGUAAAUGUAUGUACCUUACUAUAAAAUAUGGCAAGUUCUGA